Messenger RNA from Argentina anserina (silverweed cinquefoil), 3310 nucleotides. Its product is annotated as pullulanase 1, chloroplastic. The transcript is spliced from 28 exons. Gene Ontology annotation, biological process: carbohydrate metabolic process. The coding region runs from base 73 to 2955 and encodes 960 amino acids. Lineage: Eukaryota; Viridiplantae; Streptophyta; Magnoliopsida; Rosales; Rosaceae. The record is from RefSeq and is a predicted model, not a curated record. Gene Ontology annotation, molecular function: pullulanase activity.
AACAAGAUAUAUUAGAGUAACACUGAGGUGGAGCAGCAGAAAGGAUCUGAACACAAAGCAUUUGGUUUUCCGAUGAGUUUAUAUACUUCUACUUCGCUUCUUCUUCCUCCUCCUCCAACGGUCAACCGCCGCCACGCCUUUUCUUCAUCUUCCAUACGCCGUCAUUUCACCUCCCAACGCAAACCCACCUUCUCCUUAUUCCCGCCAAAUUCCGCCAAGUCAUCCAGACUCCAAUGCUCGUCGUCAUUGCCUGCCAUGUCUGCCAAGCAGGACUCUUCUUCAACCUCACCACCCCAGGUGGAGGGUAGCCUGUUGAAAUCAAGGGCAUUCUGGGUUAGUGAAUCAAUCAUAGCUUGGAAUGUGGAUGAGGGAAUUGAUUCGUGUUACUUAUUUGCAAGUAAAACUGCGGCGCUGUCAUUAACUAGUGAUGGAGUGUCCGGUGGGGAUGUGAAAGUUGAGCUUCAAGAAGAUAGACAUGGGUUACCGCAAAAUGUGAAAGAAAAGUUUCCUCAUAUCAAAGACUACAAAGCAUUCAGGGUCUCCACUGAUCUGGAUGUCAAAUCUCUUCUGAAAUCCCAAUUGGCAGUUGCUGCUUUCAGUUCUGAUGGAAGGUGCAGCGAUGCUACUGGUCUGCAGUUACCGGGCAUUCUAGACGAAUUAUUCUCGUAUGAAGGUCCCCUUGGUGCAGUGUAUUCAAAGGAAGCCGUGUCACUUUACCUUUGGGCUCCUACUUCUCAGGCAGUAUCUGUUUUGAUCUAUAAGGAGCCAUUGGGUGGACAUCCCUUAGAAAUUGUGCAGCUUGAGGAAGUUAAUGGCGUUUGGAAUACUAGAGGACCAAAAAGUUGGGAAGGAUGCUACUAUGUGUAUGAAGUGUCUGUAUACCAUCCUAGCACCUUAAAAAUUGAAAAAUGCUACGCAAAUGAUCCAUAUGCUAGAGGGCUCUCAUCAGAUGGCGGGCGGACGUUGUUCAUCAAUCUUGACUCUGACUAUAUAAAACCAGAAGGAUGGGAUAAAUUGGUGGAUGAGAAACCCAAAAUACUUUCUCCUUCGGACAUAAGUAUUUACGAGUUGCACAUAAGAGAUUUUAGUGCCAAUGACGAGACAGUGCCUCCUGAAUUUCGUGGUGGAUAUCUGGCAUUCACUGUACAGGACUCAGCUGGUGUAUCUCAUUUGAAGCAAUUAUCAAAUGCUGGUAUCACUCAUGUCCAUCUACUGCCGGCCUUCCAAUUUGCAGGUGUCGAUGAUGAGAAGGCAAACUGGAAGUGCGUAGAUUCACAGACUCUUGAAAAGUUUCCUCCAGAUUCCUCCGAGCAACAAGCUCUCAUUACAGCUAUCCAAAAUGAUGAUGGCUAUAACUGGGGGUACAACCCUGUCCUCUGGGGUGUCCCUAAAGGAAGCUAUGCAAGUAAUGCAAAUGGUUUGUACCGUGCAAUUGAGUUUAGGAAGAUGGUUCAGGCACUUAAUCGUAUGGGCCUUCGUGUUGUCUUGGAUGUUGUCUACAAUCAUUUGCAUGGAAGUGGGCCAUUUGAUGCAAAUUCAGUUCUUGAUAAGAUUGUUCCAGGAUACUACUUGAGAAGAAACAAUGAUGGUUUUAUCGAGAACAGUACAUGUGUGAACAACACUGCUAGCGAGCAUUUUAUGGUUGAGCGUUUAAUUCUUGAUGAUCUUUUGCACUGGGCAAUUAAUUAUAAGGUUGAUGGAUUCCGGUUUGACCUUAUGGGUCAUAUAAUGAAAAGAACAAUGGUGAAAGCAAAAGAUGCACUUUGCAGCCUUGCAAAGGAUAAGGAUGGAGUUGAUGGCUCAAGGAUGUAUAUAUAUGGUGAAGGAUGGGAUUUUGGUGAAGUUGCCAACAAUGGGCGUGGAGUAAAUGCUUCGCAGUUCAAUAUUUGUGGUACUGGAAUUGGGAGUUUUAAUGAUCGUAUACGGGAUGCGAUUCUGGGUGGUUCUCCCUUUGGCCAUCCUCUUCAGCAAGGAUUUGUGACUGGUCUACUAUUACAGCCUAACGGCUACGAUCAUGGCCCAGAAGUUGUUGCAGAACGCAUGCUUGCUGAAUCAAAGGAUCACAUUCAGGUCGGCAUGGCUGCAAACUUGAGGGACUUUGUGAUAACCAAUUGUGAAGGGAAAGAGGUAAAAGGAUCAGAAGUAUUGACAUAUGGUGGGGCAAGUGUAGCAUAUGCUUUAGAUCCUGCUGAAACAGUUAAUUAUGCUUCUGCUCAUGACAACGAAACUCUAUUUGACAUCGUGAGUUUGAAGACUCCAUUUGAAAUUUCUGUAGAAGACAGAUGCAGGAUAAAUCUUCUGGCGACAAGUAUAAUUGCUCUAUCACAGGGUAUACCAUUUUUCCAUUGUGGCGAUGAGAUUCUCAGGUCCAAAUCACUUGAUCGCGACUCCUAUAAUUCCGGUGAUUGGUUCAACAGGAUUGACUUCACUUAUAGUUCCAACAAUUGGGGUGUAGGCCUUCCUCCAAAAGAGAAAAAUGAAAAGAGCUGGCCACUAAUGAAACCAAGAUUAGCAGACCCAUCCUUCAAGCCUCAUAAGAGUCACAUCCAAGCUGCUGUAGAAAAUUUUUCAGAUUUGUUACGUAUUAGGUACUCUUCACCACUUUUCCGUCUGAGGACAGCAAAUGCUAUUCAGGAACGCAUACGUUUCCACAAUACUGGGCCUUCAUCAGUCCCUGGUCUCAUACUAAUGAGCAUUGAAGACGGGCAUGAAGGACUACCCGGGUUAUCUCAACUGGAUCCAAUCUACUCAUAUAUCGUGGUUAUUGUCAAUGCUCGCCCAACUGAGGUGUCAUUUACAAGUUCUUCUAUUUGGGCUAGGACCCUCCAGUUGCAUCCUGUACAGGUUAAAUCAAAUGACGAGAUAGUGAAGAGAUCAACUUAUGACACAGGCUCAGAAUGCUUUACUGUGCCUGCGAGGACAACAUCUGUGUUUGUUGAGCCUCGGGGAGUUUGAGUUGCUCUCUGUUGCAAGGUCACUGAGAAUGUUAUGAAUGCUAAGUUUAGCCAGUGAAUAAGUUCCCCAGUUAAUGGAGUAUGGCUCUUAACUUCUUCAACCAACAAGAGGACUAGGAGUACCGAGUACACACUCGGGGUUUAGUCUCGUCUCCUUGUGAUGGCAGGAGGCAAAGGCAAUGGCUUUCUGCUGCACUUAUAUGCACCCAGUGAAGUGUGCUUUGACUAACCAAAGAAAUACUUAUGGCUGGCUAUUGAAAUGAAUUUCCCAUGAUAAUAAUGUGAAUUUCAGCUAACUUGUUACCAUGGAAGCAACGGGGAUGGCUAUUAAUAAAAAAUUUCUGGUUUUUUUGGAC